Messenger RNA from Meriones unguiculatus (Mongolian gerbil), 2084 nucleotides. RefSeq names its product nudix hydrolase 16 like 1 (gene Nudt16l1). The coding region runs from base 771 to 1484 and encodes 237 amino acids. The record is from RefSeq and is a predicted model, not a curated record. Gene Ontology annotation, molecular function: snoRNA binding. Lineage: Eukaryota; Metazoa; Chordata; Mammalia; Rodentia; Muridae. Gene Ontology annotation, cellular component: nucleus. The transcript is spliced from 3 exons.
CGCCCUCCAAACAUAGGCAAAGGUUUAUGGCUAUUGUUUUGUUGCUUGCUUUGUCUGGAGUGAAGCCAGACUUGGAAUUUGGCUUACCUCUACUGAGCAGUUGACGGAUCUCAGCCUCUAGGUUGGUGUUUUUUUGUUUUUGUUUUUUGUUUUUUCCCCUAGUUCUUAUAUUGAUCCCAGCUCUUCGGAUGUUUACUGAGCAUUAGCCAUGUGCCUGAGAAGGACAAAGCCGCUAAGGCUCAGGUCCCUGGGCACUUAGGCUGGAGUCACUUAGACGCUUAAGUCUUUAAAGGCGUGGUGUCACAGGGCAGUUGGAGCCACAAGCUCCAGGUUGAGCUUCAGGGGAAAAUCUGCUCCCUCAGAGAUGAGGUGGUUAUUGAGACUUCCAGCUCUCCUCUCGGGAAUGUCCUGGAUUUGAGACUGGCACACCUUGAUGCGCUAUGGAGUCACAAGCUCCGGGUCGAGCCUCGGGAAAAUCUGCUCUCUCAGGGAUGAGGUGGAUAUUGAUACUUACUGCUGUCCUGGCAAAGAUGUCCUGGACUAAGACUGGCAUACCUUGAUGUUCGGUGUGCCUCCCGCUGACAGCCUGACUUCCGCGCGGUGCGUCUUGGGAGUUGUAGUCUUCUGUAGUCUUCUCUUGUGCAGCUUUGGAGGGUGAAAAACUCCACCCUCUCACCCCACCCAUUACCGCGACCCCAGCCAGGAGCUCCAGUCUUUUCUGGAUUCAACCCUGACCCUCCGGACUGGUGGGGGCGGGCCUAUGCACGUGGAUGCAAGUGGAUUGGGUCCGUGUGUCGUGGGCGGGGUCGCGCAUGCUCAUUUGGGCAGUGGGCCUGGAGCACAUCAAGAUGUCGACCAUGACGGUUCCAGAGCUAAAGCAGAUCAGCCGGGAGGAAGCAAUGCGCUUGGGACCCGGCUGGAGCCACUCUUGCCACGCCAUGCUGUAUGCCGCCAAUCCCGGGCAGCUCUUCGGCCGUAUCCCCAUGCGCUUCUCAGUGCUGAUGCAGAUGCGCUUCGAUGGGCUGCUGGGCUUCCCUGGGGGCUUCGUGGACCGGCGCUUCUGGUCGCUGGAGGAUGGCUUAAACCGGGUGCUGGGCCUGGGCCUGGGCGGCCUGCGCCUUACCGAAGCUGACUACCUGAGCUCACACCUGACCGAGGGUCCACACCGUGUGGUGGCACACCUGUACGCACGACAGCUGACACUGGAGCAGCUACAUGCUGUGGAGAUCAGCGCUGUGCACUCGCGGGACCACGGCCUGGAGGUGCUGGGCCUUGUUCGUGUCCCACUGUACACUCAGAAGGAUCGAGUAGGAGGCUUUCCUAACUUCCUGAGCAACGCCUUCGUCAGCACUGCCAAGUAUCAGCUCCUGUUUGCCCUUAAGGUUCUCAACAUGAUGCCCUCGGAAAAGCUGGCUGAGGCUUUGGCCUCAGCCACAGAGAAACAGAAGAAGGCCCUAGAAAAGCUGCUCCCGACCUCAUCCUGAGGAGGUUCCUGUGCAGGUUCUUGCCCCUCCUUUGGCCGUUUCUGCCCACAGGUCCUGGAAUUCCCAAGAAGUGUGCCUUCUAGUGUUUGGUUUUGCACCCCUUCUGACUGCAAGGGACAUGCAGGCAGCUCUUCAUCUUCACUGUCCCAAGCAGUCCCUGGCACCUAGCUACCCUCUCAGGUUGGUCAAUGGGGUGGCAUGGGCCUGGCUUUUCAAGCUGAAGAUGUUCUCACCCAUCCCAAGGCUCAAACUGUCCUGUAUGGCUCUCUUCAUGACUGGUGGAGUCCCAGCUACAGCCCACUCUUCUAAGGCAACUGAUUGCUUGGUACACGGCUCCUGGACUGGUCUGGGGUUUUGUUCAAUGGAGGUGAUCCACGUUAGAUCAUUCCUUCCCUUAACCCAGAACCUGAUCCAGCUUGAGGAAGGAUGUUCAUCUGGGAGGUUGUUGACUUUCUCUGUUAGGUUUUUCUUUCUUGGUGUGUGAACUGUGGGUUGGUUUCAGAAUGGCUGUGCCCCACAUGGCUUUGUUUUUCCCAUGAGGGCUUUGGCUCAGCUCUGUGAAAUUGAGGAUGGAAGAAGACAAUAAAGCCAUUCCUCUGA